Molecule: messenger RNA, 1850 nt
Organism: Hypoxylon fragiforme
Lineage: Eukaryota; Fungi; Ascomycota; Sordariomycetes; Xylariales; Hypoxylaceae
Product: pisatin demethylase
Exons: 4
Coding region: 240-1850 (536 amino acids)
Molecular function (GO): monooxygenase activity; oxidoreductase activity, acting on paired donors, with incorporation or reduction of molecular oxygen; iron ion binding
Source: RefSeq, a predicted model, not a curated record
CCGAUGCUCUACUAUGCUGGAUUCCAAGGGCCAGCAUCUAACAUGGAUUCAUACGAUGAUGAUCAACUGGGUUAUCCGAGAAUCUAUACCUCCAGGGGUUGUCUCUAAAUGGAGGUAUAUCUAUUAGGAGUUUGGUUUGGUUUGAAAGGUUUGUCCCAGAGGACCUGAAGAAACACGAAGCUUCUUGUAACCUAGGUAUACAUCAGCAUAGUUGCACGUCAUAACAUAACACUGCGAAUAUGAUUACAGACUUCUUCAUCCAGUUGUUGUCACGCCAAUGGCCGCUAACAUUGCUCAUAUUGUCUAUUCUCUACUUCACAAGAUGCUACUUCAAUAGAAGACUAAAUCGAUAUCCAGGACCUCUCUUAGCUCACUUCACCGAUUGGCUCCGGUUCUACAAGGUAUGGCUACGGCGGCCCGAGCAGUGGCACAUUAAGCUUCAUGAGAAGUACGGUGAUGUUGUGCGGCUGGGACCAAACGUAUUGUCGUUUGCAAACCCAGACUCGAUCAAAGUCAUAUACGGACUCGGGAAAGGAUUUACAAAGUCGGACUUCUAUCCCGUUCAGAUGGCAACGGCAAAGGGUCAGCCACUUCCCACCCUUUUCAGCACACAAUCGGAGCACUUCCACUCGCAAUUAAAACGGAGUGUGAACCAUGCCUUCAGUAUGUCGAGCCAAAUGCAGUAUGAGCCGUUCUUUGACUCAACGAAUGAGGUGUUCCUGGAUCAGACGGACAAGCGAUUUGCGUCUACAGGGGAAGUAUGUAACUUUUAUCGCUGGCUCCAGUUUUAUACGUUUGACGUGAUUGGGGAUAUGGUUUACUCAAAGCGACACGGCUUCCUGGAAUCCAACGUAGACGUUGAUAAUAUUGUCCAUGAUAACGCGAGACUCUUCGACUACGCCGCUCUAAUUGGCCAGAUUCCUGUACUUGACAAGCUGUGGAAUAAGAAUUUCAUCAGGUUAUGGGCCGCCAAGCACGGCAUUGGUGAGGCGACGUUUGGAGUAGCACGCUUUGCCAAAGCUCGGCUGGCCGAGCGGCACCCUUCCGGUCAAACAUUCUCAAAGGAGAACUUCGCUUGGGAGCAGACCAAGGACACCCCACCUGACCUUCUAUCGCAUUUCAUUCAGGCCAAGUUCGAGCGGCCGGAUUUUUUCAACGACCAGCUGGUCAUGACUAUGUGCGUUUCGAUGGCGUUCGCCGGGUCGGAGCCUGCAGCAGUUUCACUUAGUGGUGUCUUCGCCUCCCUCUUGCGACACCCGCAGUGUAUGAAGAAACUAAUGGACGAGUUAGACGGCAAGGCUAGAGAGGGGCACUUCAAGGAUAACCAGACAGGGCUCAUCACCUGGGCCGAGAUUCAGAGUCUGCCCUAUCUUGAUGCAUGCAUCAACGAAGCAUUUCGUAUCUAUCCAGCGCCGGGUCUCCACUUUGAGCGCGUUGUGCCAGCGGAGGGGGUCGAUAUAAACGGUGAAUUCAUCAGGGGCGGGACGAUAGUUGGCUGCAACGCCUGGGUGAUACACCGGCGCACCGAAGUCUUUGGUGACGAUGUCGAGGUUUAUCGACCCGAACGCUGGCUCAUCGAUGAGACCCAAGAUAGGGCGCAAGAACUUGCGCGGAUACGGCGAAUGAAGAAUACCCUGAUGCAAUUCGGAAUGGGUCCACGGGUCUGUCUCGGGAAGCACAUUGGCCUCAUGGAGAUGUACAAACUGAUUCCUAGUGUAUUGAGACGGUUCGAGCUGAAGCUCGAGGACUCGUCCAAAACACCUCAAUUUUGGAAUGGCUGGUUUGUGAGGCCCGUAGAUUUUCGAGUGAAAUUCAUCAAGCGAGAACUCGUACAGCCAUUGUUAGCUUAG